Messenger RNA from Osmerus eperlanus (European smelt), 2758 nucleotides. RefSeq names its product TLC domain containing 3Bb (gene tlcd3bb). Gene Ontology annotation, biological process: lipid homeostasis; ceramide biosynthetic process. Bases 745 to 1635 code for a protein of 296 amino acids. Lineage: Eukaryota; Metazoa; Chordata; Actinopteri; Osmeriformes; Osmeridae. The record is from RefSeq and is a predicted model, not a curated record. The transcript is spliced from 8 exons. Gene Ontology annotation, molecular function: sphingosine N-acyltransferase activity. Gene Ontology annotation, cellular component: endoplasmic reticulum; membrane.
CCCGUAUUGCUGUCAGAUUCGAUCAGAUAACUUUUUAAUAUACAAAUAUAGGCCCUACAUAUGCUUCCACAGUCAAAUAGUUUUUUUUUGUUGCCAUACAAAGACUUGUGAUUUUAACAACUGAUCACCCCACAGCCGGCUUUGUUUUGGAGGGUCAAUCGCCAGUGAGGCGGAAUGCAGAUCAUGAGCUUGCGGUGAGCCCAGGGGACGGAUCAUUCAGUCAGACCACGUUUAUCAUCACAUCGAAGCUCUGCCCCGUUUGACCAAACAGACAACGUUAUCUCCCACUAUCUCUAGCCGGCAGGAGAACUUCGCAGCCAGCACAAACGACACAGACGGUUGUUUGUGUUGUUAAUAUUAACCGUCUUCCACAUUUGUAAUAAAAGGUUGUUAGUUUUUCUCCACGUGAAGAACGGGACUAAACGGGCACGGUGUAGUGGUAGCUACCUACCAUUAGCUUACACACGCUAGCUAGCUUGCCGACCCGGCCUCACCUCAGCAAUCUGGAAACCCUGGCGGAGCCUGCGAUAGAACUAGCCGGCUAGCAGUUCCCAAAAUGUCGCUCAACUAAAGAUGUGGAUCAUCCUGACCGAUUCCCCCGGGACUUCAUUCACGGCUUUGUCCUGGACACGAGCUUCGACACGUUGACUGGACUCUGUGGAACAUCAAUCAGAGUGACUGAGGAGCAGAUCUCCAGGAGCAGAUAGCCAGCUGACCCGCGCCUCCCACCAGCCCAGAGGAGCCAUGCUGAGCGUGCUAGCGGCCGGCACCGUGUUCUUCCCAGGUCUCUUCCUGCUGUCCAAGCAGUGCCUGAAACACCUGCCCUGGCUGGGCUGGAGCGAGGGGGAUGCCGUCAUCGUCUCUGCCAGGCUGGUGUCGUCCAUACAGGCCAUCAUGGCCUCCUCCGCAGGCCUCAUCAUCGCCUCGUCCUGUGAGGACAUCAUCGAGGACCAGCAUUGGCUGACCAGCGCCUACAUCUUGUUUGCUGUGCCCUACUUCGUCUACGACAUCUACGCUAUGUACAUGUGUUACUGGUACAAGCUCCAGGUCAAAGGUCACGAGCAGGAGGUCGGGCCCUUGCGCCUGGGAAAGGUCCUGGCCAGCUACCUCCGCCGGGAGUUCCUCAUGGUGCUACACCACGUCGUCAUGGUCACCGUCUGCUUCCCCGUCUCCGUGUUCUGGCGCCAGGGGAAAGGGGACUACUUCCAGGGCCUGAUGUUCAUGGCUGAGAUCAGCACCCCGUCUGUCUGCCUGGGCAAGAUCCUGAUCCAGUACAAACAGCAGCACACUCUCCUGCACAAAGUGAAUGGGGCUACUAUGCUGAUCACUUUUUUCAUCUGUCGAGUCCUCCUCUUCCCUUACCUCUACUACGCCUACGGCAGGUACGCCUCCAUCCCCUUCCUCCAGGUUCCCUUCUCUGUGUCGUGGCAGUGUAACCUGGGGGCUGGCCUCCUCAUGGCCCCCCAGGUGUACUGGUUCACCCUGAUCUGCAGGGGGGCCCUGCGCCUCUUCACCGGGACGGGGCGCUCUCGGAGGCCCACGCCCAAGAAGGCGGACUCGGACGGACACGCCCUGCCACAGUCAGCCAAUGGCUACAGCAGCUGUCCCUCAGAGCCGGAGUCAACCAAUCACUAGGGGGGAGGGAUGAGGGAGGGAGGAGGGAGAAUGUAACAAGAUGUAAGAGAAGGUGAGUAGGGCGGAGAAGUGGUAGCAGACUGUGAAACAGAACUAGGAAAUGCCUCAAAUAGUGUUGUACUUGUUGCAAACAAAAAAAAGGGUGUGAAGGGUUAUUCAUGGAAAUGAAGGGAUUGUUUGCACUUUGAAUUCACAUUAAACAUUGUCUGGUGCUCUGAUCCAUGCCCUGAGUUUUGAGAGUGGAAGCCUGAAUGCAGCACAGCCAGUUAGAGGGUGACCCUGGGUGUAGCUCCCCCUGUCUGUGUGGAGGGCAGUGGCAGUUAGGAAUGUAUUAUAUUGUAUGUUACUACCAUGCUGUAGAUAGAAGGCCUCAUUCAGAUUAGUAACCAAUUCUGACUAAGCAGUAUUUAGUCUUGCUGGUGUUCCUCUAUGUAUCCCGUGUAGUCUUUCAUUGUCACUAAGCAGCCUGGAGACUGCGUGGUCUGUAGACUGCGUGGUCUGUAGACUGUGGUCUGUAGACUGCGUGGUCUGUAGACUGCGUGGUCUGUAGACUGCGUGGUCUGGAGACGGCGUGGUCUGUAGACUGCGUGGUCUGUAGACUGCGUGGUCUGGAGACUGCGUGGUCUGUAGACGGCGUGUUCUGGAGACUGCGUGGUCUGGAGACUGCGUGGUGUGGAAGGGAGAGCUCAUGAGACUGUAUUCUGUUGCCUUAUUCUCAGUCGUAGCUGUUCCUGCUCGCUUCUGCUCUCAUCUGAGAGGUGGAAGGGGGGCUGUUCUCCUUGGACUGAAAAGUGACGGAAGCUGUGUACAUAGCAGAUGUUAAAAAUUGUACCUGUCAUUUACACAUCAGUGUUAGUUCCAUGGUUUAGGUUGUGAUUUUUGGUUUCCCCUAAAAACUUUUUGUGAUAGUUUAUUUUAUUUUCUUUGAUAACAUCUUUGAUCUCUUAGAACAGUAGAGUUGGGCCUGGUUGACCUGCCUGGCACCUGUGUUGGGGUCGAGUGAAACAGGAAGUGAAGUUAGGUGGAAAAGGAAGUGAGGUCAGGCUGGUCCGCUAGGCUACACUAGCCGUAGCAUUCUGAGGAAUCCUUUCACAUUAUGACAGUUAUGACUGAAUUCAGUGGA